AUGGAAAGUGAAGAAUGGUUGAGUGGGUUAGAAAUAAAUAGAAAUAGUGAAAUAACUGCAUAUGAGAUACAAGAGCAUAAAAAAAUAAACGAAGCAGAAAGAAAAGAAAAUCAAGUAGGAGUUGAAGAAAUAGAUAAAGAGAUACAUCAAGAAAGACCAGAACAUGAAGAAGAAAUAGAACAACAGGACGAAGUGAACCAAGAAGUUGAUGAAGAGAUAGAUGGCGAAGUACAUCAAGAAAGACCAAAACAUGAAGAUAAAAUAGAACAAGAACAACACGAAGUAAGCCAAGAAGUUGAUGAAGAGAUAGAUGGAAAAGUACAUCAAGAAAGACCAGAACAUGAAGAAGAAAUAGAACAAGAACAACAAGACGAAGUAAACAAAGAAGUUGAUGAAGAAAUAGAACAACGAGAAAGGCGAGAAGAAGAAGUUAACCAAGAAAGAGCUGAAGAAAUGAUACAACAAGAAUGUCCAGGUCAAAGAGCGAAAAACCAAGCGAUAAGACAACAGGGAAUUCCAAAUCAUGCUACAAACAUGAAUAUUUUUACAUCCCGAAAUUUACAACUUGAUAAUGCUGCACUUCUGGAUAUUGAAAAGUGGUGGUUACAAAAACCCACCGUUUAA
Molecule: messenger RNA, 624 nt
Organism: Aphidius gifuensis
Lineage: Eukaryota; Metazoa; Arthropoda; Insecta; Hymenoptera; Braconidae
Product: trichohyalin-like
Exons: 2
Coding region: 1-624 (207 amino acids)
Source: RefSeq, a predicted model, not a curated record